GAUACACCGAGGGGAAACAAAACCCCUCCCAGUUGUUCUCGUCAACUUUUACUUGCGUUGAAUGUGCGCUUUUAUCUAGUAGACAAUGAGCCCAACGAAACAACAUGUGUUUACCGUUAUGUAGUUUUUGUUUGAACCGACACUUAGAAAGAAUACCUUUUCGAUAAACUCCGAUUUACAUAGGCUACCAACAAAACGGCGUGCGCACCGAAGCUUGUGGAAUGUCACGUGACCACUAUACUUCUACUGAAGUCCUCCUGCUCACAUACCAAUUUCAUCACACUCUGGUCGACUCGGUCAUCAGUUGUCGAAUCAAUAGCGGAACUUUCAGUUUCAGUUUCCAACUCUCACGUUCUCCCAUCUAAUAAUAAUUUUAUUUUUUGCGGUAUUUUUGAAAAAUAAGUUAAUUGACUCGUCAAACCACCCUUUGCUGAAACAUAAGACUGAGACUUCAGCAGAGGGUGUAGAGUCGGGACAGAACAGCUACGAGCGUCAAAACCGAAGAAUGGAGAUUUGGCUGAGCCCCAAACACCGACUCCCCUUCUGCAUGCUCCGGUAGUUUCAUGGGCAAAAUGCAUUGUAUUUACCGAGCACCUAAUCAAGCAAAGCAGUCUCCGCAAGAGUGCGAAAUCUCGGAUCGCAGCGAUUUAUUUACGCGUGUUUGACAUUAAUUGGAGAUCUUUAGGAAAGACCCACUAAUGGAAUAACGUUACAUAGCUACGCAAGGAAAGCUUACAACGUCCGUUUUGUCGCUCGAUUCCUUGCCUGAAAGUAUAAGGAAUGUUUGGCAUACAGAAACGAAGGCUGUUUGGUGUUCUUUCAUUACCGGUAAUUGUGGCAGUGAUGUGCUGUGCUCAAAGCGCCAAUGAACCAGGAAACAUGUCUUUUGUCAAAGAGACGGUGGACAAGCUUUUGAAAGGCUAUGAUAUUCGUCUUCGACCGGACUUUGGAGGUGCACCGGUGGCAGUUGGCAUGAGCAUCGAUGUGGCAAGCAUAGAUAUGGUGUCUGAGGUCAACAUGGACUACACACUGACCAUGUAUUUCCAGCAGUACUGGAGGGACAAGCGGCUCGCAUAUUCUGGAAUCCCUCUCAAUCUUACCCUAGACAACCGGGUAGCCGACCAUCUCUGGGUUCCUGACACGUAUUUCCUAAAUGACAAGAAGUCUUUUGUCCACGGUGUCACAGUGAAGAACCGCAUGAUCCGCCUGCACCCGGAUGGCACAGUUCUUUAUGGAUUAAGAAUCACAACCACUGCCGCUUGCAUGAUGGAUCUGAGAAGGUAUCCAUUAGAUGAGCAGAACUGCACUCUGGAGAUAGAGAGUUAUGGAUACACAACAGAUGACAUCGAGUUUUACUGGAAGGGAGGAGAAAAUGCAGUGACUGGUGUGUCACGUAUCGAGCUCCCACAGUUCUCCAUCGUGGACUACAAACUUGUGUCCAGAAAUGUUGUCUUUUCCACAGGUGCUUAUCCUCGACUAUCUUUAAGCUUCAAGUUAAAAAGAAACAUCGGCUACUUCAUCCUGCAGACCUACAUGCCCUCAAUCCUGAUCACCAUCCUGUCCUGGGUCUCCUUCUGGAUCAACUAUGAUGCCUCAGCAGCCAGAGUGGCAUUAGGUAUUACCACUGUGCUGACCAUGACCACCAUCAACACCCACCUGAGAGAAACACUUCCGAAGAUCCCCUAUGUCAAAGCCAUAGACAUGUAUUUGAUGGGCUGUUUCGUCUUUGUCUUCUUGGCUCUGCUGGAAUAUGCUUUUGUCAAUUACAUUUUCUUUGGACGAGGGCCUCAGAUGCAGAAGAAGUUGGCUGAGAAAGCUGAAAAAGCCAAUAAUGACCACAACAAGUAUGAUGGCAACAAGUCUGUUCAGGAGGGAGGCAACUGCAAGGCAUCAUCUGUUAAACAGUCCAAUCAGGUACAAGGCCACCAUCACUCACAAGGGGUUGACUCCCAGGGAAAUAUCCUUCUCACCACCCUGGAGAUCCACAAUGAGGUGGCCGGGAAUGAGGUCACCACCAGCGUUAGCGAGACCCGAAACUCCACUUCAAUGGUGUUCGAUAACUCAGGGAUCCAGUAUCGUAAACAGAGCACUGCGCGGCCCGAUGGCCGCCACAGCAUGGCCAGGAACAUGCAGCCAAAGAAACCGCGGCUACGUAGACGCUCUUCUCAGCUCAAAAUCAAAAUCCCUGACCUCACAGACGUGAACGCCAUCGAUCGAUGGUCACGGAUAAUAUUUCCUUCAGCUUUCUCUCUUUUCAACUUGAUCUACUGGCUGUAUUAUGUGAAUUAGGCCUGAGACGUCAAAUGGGUUUUUGUCCCUUCACAAUAUUUUUUUAUGUUGCCAAGUGGAAAAUAGAGACUUUUUUUGCUCUGACGUACUUAAGGGAUGUACUUAUACGCGCCAUAUAUAUCAAGGUUUUUCUACAAUUGAACCUUUGUUGUGAAGAGUUCAGAAGGAAAGCUACCUGCACUAAAACCCAUUCUCACAUACAGUAAAUAUGUACUCAAACAUUCCCAUUCACACAUACUCAAAAUCUGUUUUCUAAAGACUAUCUCUGUACAUACAUGUUGCAAUUUUUGAAGCCACAGGACUUCCGCAUGAUGCACUCAGAACUGUUUUUGAUUUGUACAUGUUGCUAUGUUAUUUCAAUUGAAAGAUGCUAAAUGCAAAUGUUUCAUGCCAAUAAAUAUUUAUUGUUUGAGCGCAGAAGCCUAUUAUUGAAAGAAGAUUAUACAGUUGUGGAAAUGCAGUAUAUAACAAGGGUACUAGGUCAAAUCAUGUCUUCAGUUUCAAAGCUCGCUACAUAAACAUCAGCUGCACUUAACAUUGCUGUUAUGAUCUUGUUCAGACAAAGUGUGUAUAUAAUCAUGUUAUGAUAUGCCUCUGGAACAUGAUUUUCAUCUGUCUUGGAUUGAUAUGAUUAUACGCCACUUUUGUUGCAAUCAUCAUGUAAAGUGCUUCAGUACAUGUAAGAUAAGAUAAUAAUUGUAUCUCAUUUCAAGAAUAUCAUGAAUGAAGAAA
This is a messenger RNA of Carassius carassius (crucian carp), 3021 nucleotides long. RefSeq names its product gamma-aminobutyric acid receptor subunit beta-3-like. The coding region runs from base 781 to 2289 and encodes 502 amino acids. Gene Ontology annotation, biological process: regulation of membrane potential; monoatomic ion transmembrane transport; signal transduction. Gene Ontology annotation, cellular component: GABA-A receptor complex; synapse; membrane. NCBI's taxonomy places the organism in Eukaryota, Metazoa, Chordata, Actinopteri, Cypriniformes, Cyprinidae. The transcript has 10 exons. The record is from RefSeq and is a predicted model, not a curated record. Gene Ontology annotation, molecular function: neurotransmitter receptor activity; GABA-A receptor activity; extracellular ligand-gated monoatomic ion channel activity.